AUGACGACAGCAAGUAGUGGAUUCUUAGAAAAAUGGCUGCAGGAGCGUAUCAGGACGGCGCAGGCGGCACAUGGGGGUGGAACGGAUCCUGUAGGGGCGGAUAGUGUUAUGGAAAAUAUGAAGAAGAACUUGGAAGAUGAAUUUGGCGCAUUGGGCAGUUGGCUGACAAGGCCGGAAUCCAAUGAAGUACGUGACCUCUGCGACAAGGGGAAGGAGGACGGAGGGAAAGAUUGGCAAGGACAAGGACUGGAGCCCCAAUAUAGGAAAGUAUUAUGCCAAGCUAUAUUAGAAAUAAAAUAUUUCAUGAAUGGAGUGGAGAAGAAGAAGGGAGGUGGGGGUACGAGUGCACAUGAUGAGAAAGCACAAAUUACGGAACUCAACAAUGAUAGAGCUUAUGCACGUUGCAUUGUUGGUAUGCUCGCCCUCUCUGAAAUUUAUGGUGACCAUUGUUACUUGAAUGAAGUCAUAAGGAGGGUUGAAGAGAAAGUGUCGACCGAAAUGGAGGGGAAGUUGAAGGAGCACCUGAAGCACGGGCAUACAGGGAACUUGGAUAUAUGUAAAAAAGUUACCAAGAGGGAUUUAAUUUUUGGUAAAGCACUUCUCCAGGGUAGAAUAAAGCAGUGGACGGAAACAAAAAGGAAGAGUAAGGACGGCUGGAGGAUAAGGGUGCCGUGGGGAAGUUGGCCCACGGUCUGCAAGCAGACGGCGCAGGCGGGAACAUCGGAGCACGAGGCAGCGAGGAAAGACAAUUUACAGCAGAAUAAAGGAAGUUUGGUUAAAUUCACGUUGGGGGACAGCACUCAAAGUAGUGGUGGUGCUCCAUCAUCUACCAUGGAAGACAUCCUAGUAAAUGACUCCUACACAAUCCCAGAGAACAAAUUAACGGAAGCACUCUCAUCAGCAAUACAGAAUGCCAAUAAUGCCGUUACUGGCAGUACUGGCGGUCCCAUCUCCCCUGAUUUAACGAAGACAAUAAUGGAGGAAUUUGAGAAGUUAUCCCAAGACCAAUCAGGUAA
Molecule: messenger RNA, 1016 nt
Organism: Plasmodium knowlesi strain H
Lineage: Eukaryota; Apicomplexa; Aconoidasida; Haemosporida; Plasmodiidae
Product: SICAvar, type I (fragment)
Exons: 2
Source: RefSeq, a predicted model, not a curated record